AUGGCGGGGAUGGCGGAGGGGCGGUCGGCCGUUUCCUCAGAGGAGGGAGAGGGGGCCUGUGGCGGAGACCCCCGCGUGCGCUGCUCCUCCAAAGGCGCCGUGAGCGCCGUGCUGGACCUGUGCGGCCCCUUCGUGGGCCGGCUGGCCGCCGACCUGCCCCAACGCCUCCGGGACCGGGCGCUCAGGGACGCGCACUGGAAUUUUGUAACCGCUGUGAAAGAGAACGUCCUUAUUAAUGGGCAAGCAUGGCAAGAAACUUCAGAUGAAGAACUUCCUGAAGAUUUCAACAUUAAAAUUCUUGAAGAUCAAUUGGAUGAAGUUAUAGUAGAAACAGCUAUGAAGCGUAAGCAGUGCCCCAGGAAGAUUCUGGAACAGGUCAUCAAAAUUACAAAAGCACAACAGGAAAUUUUGAAUCAGUACCAGCCUGUUGUGCAUCCAGAGACCAUAAAGCCUAUCUCUUCCCAAGCUCAUCUGGAAGAGUUGAAGCGUGUAGGAGAAGUAUCCAAGCAAGUUAAUGAGGCAAUGAAGGCCUUGCCAGCACUGAUUGAACGAGCUGAUGGAUUUUCCCAAGUUUUAACUCUGCAGCCGGUGUUAGAACUGCAGAGGCUCCACAAAGAAAUAUUUUCGGGCUUUAACGUCAAGGAACCUGCAAAAGCUGAUAUUCUAACGCAAAUAGAAACCACCCCAACGGAGUCUGCCUCUAGGGAAGCCACCGACGUAGGACUGAAAAGGAGGAGACUUGUAACUUCUCCGCAGAGAAAACGAUAUGCAGUGCAACGCAAGAAAAUUAAUCUUAACACAUAAAUAUAUGAGUUUCCUUUGCCUAGCAGAAAUUGGAAUCUUUCACUAUCCAGCGUGAAGCCACCUUCUUAGACAGGACUUCAUUUUUUAAAGUAAAUAACCUAUUCCUUUCACGGUAACUCAUUUCAAUAAACAUAGUAGCUGUAUUAUAGCUAUGAUACACUGUCUGUGGCCAGUUAUUGCCACUUUGCCACUACUCUACAGUGGUAAAGACUAUAUUUUUCUGGGCAUUGGCAUGGUGCCCAUUGGUAGGCAAGUAGUAUUAGUGCAAAUCUGUUGUAACUUCUCUGCCCUCCGACCUUUAGAGCAUCUCAUCAGAAGGGUCCGCUUUUAUGUAUGAUGUCUUUCUGUCAAAUGGCUCAACACCCUCAAACUUGCUUUCCCUGCUGAAAAGGCCUCAUUGGGUUCUACACAGCAGGUGUAGUUUUGAUAUAACAAAAUAAUAUGCAGAUGGCAAAAUUGGCUCUUUCGUUUAAAUCAGUAGUAACAGUUUGGAUUUGGCUUAAUCUUAGAAUUCAUGUUUUUAUGGAAGCAGUAAUGUGGUAACAUUUCAGUAAGAUACGACUUUAAGACCACCAGUGUUUUCUCAGUGAAUGAAAACAGUUUGAAUCCACUGUUUCCUGUGCUUUAUCUGCAUUUUCAUAUCAUCACAAUUUUAUUUUUAGCUUUCAAGCUUUUAACUGAAGAGAUAAACCCAACGGUCUGUCUGUAUUUGUGUAUGUGUAUUUCCAGUUCUGCUAUUUCUUGAGAGUAUAAUACUUUUUUGAUAACUGAUUCACGAUGAAGUCAGUGAAUAGCACGCUGAACUAUCUGACAUUUGAGGAUAGGUUCCUAGAAAAAAAAUCAUUGAUAGAAAACUUCAGAGAAAGUGAGAAAUUGAUUGGUGUGUUAUGUUUCGAGAGUCAGAGUUUUUAAGCAGUUCUGUAUUUCAGCUCUUAAUUGCAGUAGUUGGACCAUAGAAUAGAAUUUACCAGGUGCUGAACAGUGACUGUUGGCUGUCUCCAUCUUCAGAGGAUUUUCAAUGAUCAUGUAAAAAGGAAAAGAAAAGAGUAAUGCCGUCUCUGAGAGAAAAAAGUAUGUAAUUAAGAUAUGAUCUCAUGCUGUCACCUGCCAUAAAUUUCAGUGUUGUACAGAUUGUUUUUCUUUGUGACUGAAUUUCUAGUGAUUAUUUUAAUGCUUCCAAAAUUUUUUUAACAUUGCGCUUGAUCUGUAUAUUUGUACAUAGAAGAAACUUUUUUUAGUAUUAAACAAUAUUGCACAAUGA
Molecule: messenger RNA, 2065 nt
Organism: Tachyglossus aculeatus (Australian echidna)
Lineage: Eukaryota; Metazoa; Chordata; Mammalia; Monotremata; Tachyglossidae
Gene: NSL1
Product: NSL1 component of MIS12 kinetochore complex
Exons: 6
Coding region: 1-804 (267 amino acids)
Biological process (GO): mitotic sister chromatid segregation
Cellular component (GO): MIS12/MIND type complex; kinetochore
Source: RefSeq, a predicted model, not a curated record